Molecule: messenger RNA, 2991 nt
Organism: Porites evermanni
Lineage: Eukaryota; Metazoa; Cnidaria; Anthozoa; Scleractinia; Poritidae
Source: the annotation of a GenBank genome assembly
UUUCCAGGUUACUCUCUUUUGAGCCCCACAAUCAGUUAUUACUAUGCAGGUUCCUGUAUUGAGUGCGGAUUACGAUGUUUGCGAUAUGAGAGCUGUCAGUCAUACAACUGUUUUAUUCCCGAAAAUUCAAGAUUACAAGUGUGUCAUUUGAAUGCAGAGACAAGGAAGUCUAAACCGGAAAACUACAAGGCAGACAAGAGGUCGAAUUACUUUGAGCUUAGUCAGGUAUGCACUAUGUGAACAUCAUACUUGAAAUAAAGGCUUGUUGUGUUGUUGGUUUUAUUAAAUGAUUGGUUGACUCGUUGGUUGGUUGAUUGACUGACUGAUUGACUGAUUGAUUGAUUGAACUGAGAUAAAAAGACUCAUCAGACAUAUGGCUAAAGAAAUGGAGAGUUUGAUAUGAAAUAUACAAGUUUAAACGAGUCGGAUCGGAGUCGGAAAUAGUUUAUUGCGGAAAUGAUGUUUCUCUACUGGUUUCCGUGCAGGAUUUCAGAGUGUUCACGAUGAUCAUCAGUAAAAGGAAAAGAAAAACUUCGGUCUUAUGACAUGGGUAAGAGAGAUCUAGAAUACCCCAAGCUAGCGACCUGCUCAUCACAUGAGUCACCUAUUGCUCAGGAGUUGAAGCUUCCAACCUUAACUGGAAAGUGGUGGAUCCGAUUUCUCCUGAGGGCUCGGAUUUUUUUCCUGAUCAUUUCUACAUAUACCUGAUAUCUAAUUUAGUUUUGUCAUUCGAAGGAGACAUAACAAGAAAUGUGAAUGUUAGUGUUUCUAGUUUAAGUCAUCAGGCUUCCCUCUUUUAAUUUUUAAUCACUCGUCAAUGAAUGCAAUGGUAUGAUCAGUUUUACAUCUUUUCUUUCGCCCUUGGCCUGUGUAAAACUUCAUCAUCUUCAUCCAUCAAAGCUGAAGUUCAAACGUUUUAAAUUUAGGUGGCGAAUUUCAAGUUUAUCUGUCAAAACAGCGGACAAAGGAUAACACAUCAAAAUCAAUGUUCAUGUCCUCCUGGAUUCAAGGGCGUGACCUGUCAAUCAAGUGAGUGUGAAACCAAAGUAACGAGACUGGUUGUCAGUAGAACUGAUCCACCUCAUUCACCUGAUUAAGCAUAGUUCACUCUCUUGUUCAUUAUAAGAGACAAUGGGUGUCAGUAUAAUGGAAAACGCAACGAUUUUGUUAUAGGGGCUAUGGGUCAGCUAUGUCACGAGGAUGUCGCUGUUUUAGGCGUGUGCUAAACUCAUCACUGAAAUAGUCCCAUCACCCAUACACAAAAUGAUCCGUUAAAGAAGAUAUCAAACAAGUUCCAUCAGGGAGCACUAGGCAAUAAUUAUUUUUGGUGAUUUUUGCGGGCACUGAGCACUAACUAAAACUUGAAAAAAAUUGGCCCAAUGUUUUUCAAGUUUCAAUACACGUCCAUAUCCAUGCCAUCCUUAAUAACUGACUACAGGGAACAGUUUCAAUGCCUAACUAUAGUAGAUAUUGAUGCGAAGACACAUUCAGUUACCUUUAUACAAAGAUAGCAACUAACAAGACAUAGCUUUUUGCGGUUUGCGCAAGUAAAGGGUAUUGUCUCCCGUCAUUUCUUUUUCUGUGCUCCGGUGUAGACGGUAACCUCGUCACACGUUUCACUGUUUAGUCGUCUUUAAAUUUAGUUUAGGAAAGAUUAAAUCAUAUUCAAUAGAUUCUUUUUCUUCUUUUGUGUUCAGAGAAACUUGGUUAUUUCUCUUCAAGUCCUGGUCAUUCCUGUAAGCACAUCCGGGACUCUGGUGAUUCAACAGGGGACGGAGAGUACUGGAUCGACCCUGAGAAAAAUGGCAGGCCUUUAAAAGCCCUUUGUGAUAUGACAACUGAUGGAGGUAAAGAAAAAAUAUUUAUUAUAUAGAUACUGAUGAAAUACUAGGAUUUUCUCUUUUACUAAAAAAUCAUAUCUUCAUCGCGCGCAGUGAAGAUACUAUUUUUAUCUUUCACAUGUAAGGAUAUCGGUGUCGCCAUGGUUACUAACAUGAUUAGCCAAUUACAAGAAUUACAAGAGUUUCAAAAAGUUGUGUUUUAUGUAGGAAUUUCAUCAGUAUCUAUAAAAUAAACAGAACAUUACAUGGUCGCUGAAAAGUGCUGAAAGUAUGUCUCCCUCGUUCUCUUCGCUCACUCGUGAGAGAUACUUUCAGCACUCGAAGAUAAAAUUCGUAUCCCCAAGCAGCCAUGUAAUAUCCUCUAUAUCUAUUGUCUUAUAUGUCAACUCGUUGAAAAAGGCAGUGAUUUCACAAUCACUGGAAAUCAGUUGCCAAUUGUAACUUUGGUCUUUUUGCUUCCUGUCAAUUAUAGAAAAUAUUUCUGCUUGACUUUAGACUCGUCGACUCUCACUGCCAAAUAUCUAGCUUUAAAUCAUAAGUAAUAAAACGGCAAAGAUUCUCGCACCUGGAAAUAAAAAAAUUAUCUUGAUUUCAGGAGGCUGGCUUAAUGUUGCCACCUUAAAGAAAACCGAGUCUUCCCCUGCUUGGACCGCUGAAACUUCAUACCGCGAGAUCAGCAACUAUCAGAAUAACUUAAUGGGCAUUAGUACAAGUGCCAUGCGUCAACUGAGGUCGCACUUGAAGUUCACUCAACUGAGAUUCCACUGUAGUAAAGAAAAUGGGCGCACCUUUCACGUCAUCACGGUCAAUAACAGCAUUGGGGAAGCUGUAGUCCAGUAUUUCAGCGGUCAGUCAAGUGUCCUGCCCGCUUCAUGCGGCUCGUUCAUUACAAUGCAGGACGACAACUCGUAUUUAGCUCAACAGUGUCACCGAUGGGGAAACGAUGGAUCACGACAUUAUGUUGGAAAAUGGGGACACUUCAACAAAAACGAAGAACAACGAAUGUACGACCAUUCGGCGUUUGUUGCCUACCAAUAUCACUGGGUUGUUUAUAACAACGUAUGGCUCUGUGAUGAGCCUGGAGGCAAUGUCUUUGCAACUUCUACAGAAUAUUUCUGGAAAAUCUAUGUUCGCUGAAAAUGAGGAAUAA